GAGAGCCCACGUGAGCGGUGGGGAAACGCAGGGGCGGCUUCUGGUUGCUGCUUCUGCUGUCGCCGCCACCACCGCCGCCGCCUUGGAACCGGGGCCUGGGGGGCGGUGGGGCCUCGUAUGGAGCCCCCGCCCCCCGGAGCUGCCACUGCCACCGCCGCGCCACUCGCAGGUACUCCUGGAAUGGCGUGAGUGCUUCCCUAGUGAUGGACCCAUCUGUGACGCUGUGGCAGUUUCUGCUGCAGCUUCUGAGAGAACAAGGUAAUGGCCACAUCAUCUCCUGGACCUCACGGGAUGGUGGUGAGUUCAAGUUGGUGGAUGCAGAGGAGGUGGCCCGGCUAUGGGGACUGCGCAAGAACAAGACCAACAUGAAUUACGACAAGCUUAGCCGGGCCUUGCGGUACUACUAUGAUAAGAAUAUCAUCCGCAAGGUGAGCGGCCAGAAGUUUGUCUACAAGUUUGUGUCCUACCCAGAGGUUGCAGGGUGCUCCACUGAAGACUGCCCACCCCAGCCUGAGGUGUCUGUAACCUCGGCCAUAGCCAUGGCCCCUGCUACUGUCCAUGCAGGCCCAGGGGACACUGCCACUGGAAAGCCAGGAACACCAAAGGGUGCAGGAAUGACAGGCCAAGGUGGCUUAGCACGAAGCAGCCGGAAUGAAUACAUGCGCUCGGGCCUCUAUUCUACCUUCACAAUACAAUCCCUGCAGCCACAGCCACAGCCACCCAUUCCUCCUCGGCCUGCCUCAGUGCUUCCCAACACUACCCCUGCAGGAGUACCAGCACCCGCCUCAGGGAGCAGGAGCACCAGUCCAAACCCCUUAGAAGCCUGUUUGGAAGCAGAAGAGGCUGGUCUGCCCCUGCAGGUUAUCCUAACCCCACCAGAGGCCCCAAACCAGAAAUCCGAAGAGUUGAGUCUGGACCCAAGUUUUGGCCAUCCACAGCCCCCAGAAGUCAAAGUGGAGGGGCCUAAGGAAGAAUUGGAAGCUGCAAGGGCUGGAGGCUUCAGUUCAGAAGCUGUCAAAGCUGAACCAGAAGUCUCAGCCUCAGAAGGCCUGCUGGCUCGGCUCCCAGCCAUCCUAACAGAGAACACAGCCCAGGUGUGUGGCCUCUCCACUUCCACCACUGAGAUCACCCAACCGCAGAAGGGCCGAAAGCCUCGGGACCUGGAACUUCCACUUAGCCCAAGCCUGCUGGGUGGCCAGGGACCUGAACGGACUCCAGGAUCAGGAACAAGCUCUGGUCUUCAGGCACCGGGGCCAGCGCUAACGCCAUCCCUGCUCCCCACACAUACCUUGACCCCGGUGCUGCUGACACCCAGCUCGCUGCCCCCUAGCAUCCAUUUCUGGAGCACUCUGAGUCCAAUUGCACCCCGUAGUCCAGCCAAGCUCUCCUUCCAGUUUCCGUCCAGUGGCAGCGCACAGGUGCACAUCCCUUCCAUCAGUGUGGAUGGCCUCUCGACCCCCGUGGUGCUCUCCCCAGGGCCCCAGAAGCCAUGACUACCACCACCACCCCUUUUUUGGAGUCCAUCCAUCUAUGCUCCUGAACUCUCCAGUUAGCCAUCUCAAGGAGAAACAUAGUUAAACUGACAGACUUAAGCUCUGAUUGUGGUGGGGUGGAUAUUCCUGGAAAAGUGAAUAUUUCACUAACUCCUCCACCCAAAACAGACAACUUCUUUCUUCUUUGCCAGCCUCCCAGUGGCUGCCCUUACACGUCUCCUACUUCAAUGGUGGGGCGGUUUAUUUAUUUAUUUUUUGAAGGCCACUGGGAAGAAUCUGGCCCAACCUUUUUAGGGGAGUGGGUAAGACAUCUCACCCAUUUCCUCCCCAUUUUUUCCUAAAACAAGACAAUCAGGGCAUGGCUUGAGAGGAACCUUUAUUUAUUUAUUUCUCAGCCUGCCCUUGGGGAGUUGAGGGUGCCCUGUCUUCAUUUUGCGACAUGGGUUGAAGAACUAGCUUGUUUUGUUUUAUUAUUCCUGGCUGUAUCUGAGUCCAGGGAGCCCUUGUACGAUUUAAUGGUUUGGGAGUGGUAGCCAGGGAAUCAACACUGUUAAAAUAGGAAUUGCUACCUCCCUAACCUUCUUCUCAGUCAGCUUGUUCUUUUCUCAAGUAACCUUUUGGCCAGGGAGGACUAUUCCUUUUGUUGUUCUUCCCCCCUGAGAAGCCAUUCCUUUGUCUGCCAAAUUUCCUGGGGCCCUGCCUAUUACCUCCCAAUGGAGGGUUUUUUUGGGUGGUGGUCCCCGUCUGGGGGGCCCCUCCAGCUAGUACUCCAGGUCUCUGUCUCCCACCCCCUUCCAUUUUGAUAGUAUAAUCUAUUUUUAAAUGGGGCUUUUCAAUAGGGGAGAGGGAAACAUCUCUUCCUAUAUCAGAUGGGUGGGUAGGCGGGUGGGUGGGAAGUAAGGGAUUUGGAGGCGGUCUUCCUGCCACCCCCAAGUGUUUAUUUUUUAUACCAAACAUGUAUUUUUGGCUCCCUCCCAGCCCCCCAAUUUCCUGCAGGCGGGUACAAAGGACCCUUUUAAGUGUCCCUGGAGUUGGGAGGGAGGAAUGGGGGACAUGGAGCCUGUCUUAUAUCAAUCUAGGCUGGAGGAGGUGGAUCAAAAGACUCCCAGGCUCACCUCCUGUCAGCACUGGCCCAGACCAGGCCUGAAGACCUGGGGGUUGGUGAUUUGGGGGACGGUGCUAUACUCGUCUCCACUACUUGUUUUGCUUCCCCAAAAUGGACCUUUUUUUCUAAGAGUCCCAGAGAAUGGGGAAUUGUUCCUGUAAAUAUAUAUUUUUAAAGGUGUUGCUGAAAGCUGUUGGUAUUUUUUUUUCUCCUGUGUCACCAAAAUAAGCCAUGACAGCCACGAAUAUGAAGAACAAUAAGGGCGAGGCAAAGAUUGACUGUGAGAGAGGCAAAAUGAUGGCAUAUGUCAGAGACUGAUACAGACUGCUGAUUGGUAACCAGUGUGAUGAGAGAAACCGAAAGAUUUUAAAUAUGUGUGUCGCAGGUCAGAAGUGUGACCGCAAACAUUUUUGUACAUGUGUAUGCAUGGUCUUAUGUGUGGUGUGUUGUCUACUGGAACACUGUCCCCUCCUUUGAGACAGGGUCUCAUCUUUGCCUAAACUUACCAGUUGGGAUACACUUGCUGGCCAUCAAGUCUCAAGGAUCUACCUGGUUCUACCUUGGGAUUACAAGCAUGUACUUCUAUGCCUGGAAUUUUUACCUGUAUUGUAGGGAUCAAACGGUCACCUUUUACCACGUUGACUCCUUUAUUCACAGGGUUGUGCAAAGCAAGUGUUUUAUUGACUGGGCCAUUUCUCCAGUCCCAACCAUUUGUAGAUGAAAAGUCACACUGUUAGUAGAGAAAUGGUUUUGAGAAAUGGUUUGUGUGUGAAAUUAAGUCAUGGAGGUAUAUGUUUAAGAAGCUGAUUGUGUGAGCCAGGUGGUAGAGGCACACGUCUUUAAUCCCAGCACUGGGGAAGGAGAAGCAAGUAGGUCUCAGAGUUCAAGGUCAGCCUGGUCUACAGAGCAAGUUCCAGGACAGCCAGGGCUACACAGAGAAACCCUGUCUC
Molecule: messenger RNA, 3548 nt
Organism: Mus musculus (house mouse)
Lineage: Eukaryota; Metazoa; Chordata; Mammalia; Rodentia; Muridae
Gene: Elk1
Product: ELK1, member of ETS oncogene family
Exons: 6
Coding region: 204-1493 (429 amino acids)
Biological process (GO): cellular response to testosterone stimulus; cellular response to lipid; regulation of DNA-templated transcription
Cellular component (GO): nucleoplasm; mitochondrial membrane; nucleus
Molecular function (GO): RNA polymerase II cis-regulatory region sequence-specific DNA binding; sequence-specific DNA binding; DNA-binding transcription factor activity, RNA polymerase II-specific
Source: RefSeq, marked reviewed